Molecule: messenger RNA, 3738 nt
Organism: Notothenia coriiceps (black rockcod)
Lineage: Eukaryota; Metazoa; Chordata; Actinopteri; Perciformes; Nototheniidae
Product: triple functional domain protein-like
Exons: 30
Coding region: 171-3650 (1159 amino acids)
Biological process (GO): axon guidance
Cellular component (GO): extrinsic component of membrane; cytoplasm
Molecular function (GO): protein binding; guanyl-nucleotide exchange factor activity
Source: RefSeq, a predicted model, not a curated record
GUCCUUAUAACACUCUGUAUUCCCCCCCUCUCCUUCAGCAAACUAAGGAGCGUGUCAAGCUGCUGAUCCAACUGGCUGACGGCUUCUGUGAGAAAGGCCACAGUCACGCUGGAGAGAUCAAGAAAUGGGUGACGGCUGUGGACAAGCGCUACCGAGACUUCUCCCUGCGCAUGGACAAGUACCGCUGCAGCCUGGAGAAAGCCCUCGGCAUCUCCUCGGACUCUAACAAGGCCAGUAAGGAUCUCCAGUUGGACAUCAUCCCUGCCACGGCUCCGGGGUCGGAGGUCAAACUGCGCGAUGCCGCUCACGAGCUCAACGAGGAGAAACGCAAGUCGGCGCGCAGGAAGGAGUUCAUCAUGGCAGAGCUGAUUCAGACGGAGAAAGCCUACGUGCGAGACCUGCGGGAGUGCAUGGAUACCUACCUGUGGGAGAUGACCAGCGGCGUGGAGGAGAUUCCUCCAGGGAUCAUCAACAAGGAGCACAUCAUCUUUGGAAACAUGCAGGACCUAUUCGAGUUCCACCAUAAUAUCUUCCUCAAAGAGUUGGAGAAAUAUGAGCAGCUACCGGAGGAUGUUGGGCAUUGCUUCGUCACAUGGGCUGACAAGUUCCAGAUGUAUGUGAACUACUGUAAGAACAAGCCCGACUCCACCCAGCUCAUCCUAGAGCAUGCUGGGAACUACUUUGAUGAAAUUCAACAGAGGCACCGAUUGGCCAACUCCAUCUCCUCCUAUCUGAUCAAACCUGUGCAGAGAAUCACCAAAUACCAGCUCCUGCUGAAGGAGCUGCUGACUUGCUGUGAAGAAGGGAAGGGAGAAAUAAAGGACGGCCUGGAGGUGAUGCUCAGUGUCCCUAAGAAAGCCAACGAUGCCAUGCACCUCUCCAUGCUGGAAGGUUUCGAUGAAAACCUGGAGUCCCAGGGCGAGCUCAUUCUCCAGGAUUCCUUCCAGGUGUGGGACCCAAAGACUCUGAUCCGAAAGGGUCGGGAGCGCCACCUCUUCCUCUUUGAGAUGUCCCUCAUCUUCAGCAAGGAGGUCAAGGACUCAAACGGCAGGAGCAAAUACAUCUACAAGAGCAAACUCUUUACGUCAGAGUUGGGGGUGACGGAGCACGUAGAAGGAGACCCCUGUAAGUUUGCUCUGUGGGUGGGACGCACCCCGACGUCUGACAACAAGAUUGUGCUCAAGCUAAGUCAGGGAUCCAAACACAUGGCGUCCAGCAUCGAGAACAAGCAGGACUGGAUCAAACACAUCAGAGAGGUGAUUCAGGAGCGCUCCAUCCACCUGAGAGGAGCGCUGAAGGAGCCCAUUCAUAUCCCCAAAACAACCACCGCCAAGCACCACAAGGGCAGGGGAAGGGACGGAGAGGACCUGGACAGUCAGGGUGAAGGCAGCAGCCAACCAGACACCAUCUCUCUGGCAUCCCGCACUUCACAGAACACACUGGACAGCGACAAACUCUCCGGUGGCUGUGAGCUAACGGUGGUGAUUCACGACUUCAUGGCGAGCAACAGCAACGAGCUGACGGUGCGCCGCGGUCAGACGGUGGAGGUUCUGGAGCGCUGCCACGAGAAGCCGGACUGGUGCCUGGUCCGCACCACAGACCGCUCCCCCGCCAUGGAGGGGCUGGUGCCCUGCUCCAUGCUCUGCAUCGCACACUCACGCUCAUCCAUGGAGAUGGAGGGCAUCUACAACCACAAAGACACUCUGUCAGUGUGCAGCAACGACUCCAUCAUGCCGGGGUCGUCCGCCACGCUGCAGCCGGGUCACGGCAUCGGUUCCCACACCUCACCGGGGCCCAAAAGACCAGGUAACACGCUGCGGAAGUGGCUCACCAGCCCAGUGCGCAGACUAAGCAGCGGCAAGGCGGACGGCCACGUGAAGAAGCUCGCCCACAAACACAAGAAGAGCCGCGACGUGAGGAAGAGCGGAGAGAUGACGAUGGGGUCGCAGAAAGACUCGGACGACAGCGCCGCUACGCCUCAGGACGAGACCGUGGAGGAGAGGGUUCGUAACGAGGGCCUGUCGAGCGGCACGCUGUCCAAGUCCAGUUCCUCGGGCAUGCAGAGCUGCGGAGAGGAGGAGGGCGAGGAGGGGGCCGACUCGGUGCCCCUGCCCCCCCCCAUGGCCAUCCAGCAGCACAGCCUGCUGCAGCCAGACUCACAGGACGACAAGACCUCUUCUCGCCUGUCGGUCCGUCCCUCCAGUUCGGAGACGCCCAGCGCCGCGGAGCUGGUGAGCGCCAUCGAGGAGCUGGUCAAAAGCAAGAUGGCUCUGGAGGACAGACCCAGCUCUCUGUCAGUGGAGCAGGGGGACAGCAGCUCUCCCUCCUUCAACCCCUCUGACAACUCCCUCCUCUCCUCCUCCUCCCCCAUGGACGAGGUGGACGAACGCAGGAACAGCGUGCUCAAGAAAAGACAUUACAUCCUGCUGGAGUUGGUGGAGACGGAGAGGGAUUAUGUCAGAGACCUGGGCCUGGUGGUGGAGGGCUACAUGACUCGGAUGAAGGAGGAGGGUGUCCCUGAUGAUAUGAAGGGAAAAGACAAAAUCGUGUUUGGCAACAUCUACCAGAUCUACGACUGGCACAAAGACUUCUUUCUCGGGGAGUUGGAGAAAUGUCUGGAGGACCCCGACAGGCUGGGACCGCUCUUUCUCAAACAGGAACGGAGACUGAACAUGUACGUAGUGUACUGUCAGAACAAGCCCAAGUCGGAGCACAUCGUCUCAGAGUACAUCGACACCUAUUUCGAGGACCUGAAGCAGCGGCUGGGCCAGCGGCUGCAGAUCACAGACCUGCUCAUCAAGCCCGUCCAGAGGAUCAUGAAGUACCAGCUGCUGCUCAAGGAUUUCUUGAAACACUCUAAAAAGGCUGGGCUGGAGUCCAUGGAGUUAGAGAAAGCAGUGGAGGUCAUGUGCAUCGUGCCAAAAAGAUGUAAUGACAUGAUGAAUGUCGGCCGCCUUCAGGGAUACGAUGGGAAGAUCGUGGCUCAGGGUCGCCUCUUGCUGCAGGACACGUUCAUGGUGUCCGACACCGAGGGUCGGAGGAAGGAGAGGAGAAUCUUCCUCUUUGAGCAGGUGGUCAUCUUCAGCGAGCCCCUCGACAAGAAGAAGGGUUUCUCCUUACCAGGCUUCCUCUACAAGAACAGCAUCAAGGUGAACUGUCUGGGUUUGGAGGAGAGCAUGGACACUGAUCUCUGUACCCUCAUCCUCACUUCGCGCUCCACCAACGCCCCCCUGGAGUCCUUCGUGCUUCACUCCGCCCACCCAGGGGUGCGCGAGGUGUGGACCCUUCAGAUCGGCCAGAUCCUCGAGAGCCAACGCAACUUCCUCAACGCUCUGACCUCACCAAUAGAGUAUCAGAGGAACCAUGUGGGGGCCAGCGGGGGGCCGUGUGUUGGGGCUCCGGGGGGAGGCAGCAGUGCGGCCCCUGCAGUCGGAAGUGAAAGCCCCCAGCCCUCCAUCCCUUCAGGGCCCCAGGGUGGCUCUCGCCGGCCCUCCAGGAUCCCGCAGCCCUCCCGCCUGCCCCAGCCCCUCCGCCACCCCCGACCCCGACGGCCCCAACAAGAUGUCAGGUUCAUCCCCAAGUCCCGCCCCUCCUCCCGCCCUCCCUACGGGGGGAAGCCCCCAGGGAAAGCGCCCCCUCCAGACCCCUGAGGACCCAGCACUGACCCCCCCUCCUGCCGGUGCUGUAGCCUCUGUUCCCCGCGCCACCGUCGGGCCCCUGCCCUCCACACCCACUUCC